AUGGCCAAGACCGCCUACGAGCCCCGCGGCCGCGCGGUGCGGCGCUUUCCUGGCGCCGGCCGUACGCCGCGAGGUGGUCGGCCCGAGGUGCAGGCUCCGGCGGUGAUGUCCGCGCGGGAAGUGCGCGCGAUCCCCGUGGGGCCUGAGUUCAUCACCAGCAUCACCUUCGGAAUGGAGGUCUCCCCGCGCGCGCGGUCGGAGUCGCUGGGCGCCACGAAUGCCUCGCAAGCGACGCUGCGCCUGACGAGCUCCGUCGAGCGGGGCGCCAUGGCGCGCAGCGCGCGCAGCGUGCGCAGCCGAAGCCCCAGCAACUCACAGAGCUUGUCUCCGUGGCAUGGCGAGCAUGGGGCGGUGGUUUGGGGAGAUGAGGGGAGUCCACGACACCACUUCCUGCGGAAGGGUGCUGGACUGGUCUCGCAGCGGCUCGUCGCCCAGCAGAACCGACAACGUGGCUCGGCCGCGACGGGGGCUCGGCGCGACGUUCGGUGGAUGGAGAGAUGGAGAGAUGGAGACUGGAAUGAUGAAGAACCGGUGGGAGGGGGGACGCCGGUGGACUGGGCAGGCUUUGGCCGUGCCAGCCACUCCCAGGACGACGAGGACCGCAGCGCCUCGCGGCCGCCGCUGCCCUUCGCCUCGGACCUGGCGAGCCCGGCGCACCAGGUGGUGCAGGUGCGCCGCAACUCGCUGCGCCGGCCCAGCGUGCCCGUCACCAUCGACCUGGGAUUGGUCGAGGAUGGGCAAAGCCUGAGCCUGAGCGCCUCGGCCAUGGAAGGGUCGCCCCGCUUGCCUGGAUGGAUGGUGAUGGUGAUUGAUCAGAUCUUAGCACUUAGGGAAGGAAUGCCCAAUGAGACCAGCAAGUUCAACAACGAUUCCUCAACGUGUGCGAUGAGUGACGCUGAGAGAAGCCAGCUGAGCGGUCUCAGCUUUACUGUUGGCAUGUGGAACGGUGAGGCAACAAAUUUAUCCAACUCGUCCAGUGACAAUUCGACGAUGGAUGACAUGCAAACCACCGGACGCUUCUCGAAAGACGAGCUGCAGCAUCGGCAGAGGCUUUUUGGUGCAAUUAUCUUGGGAAGCUGUGCAGCCGUUGGCUGCUUAGCAGUGGUCGAUGGCAUCAGCAUUGCCAUUGCCUUUUCGUGCCCGGAUGAUACAUCACAGACUUUGGGAUGGUUCAUGCUUGUUUUCUACUUGACGGGUGUGGUCGUCCUUCAGUGGGCCAUCAUGGCAAUCUUGUGCUUCUUUGAUCCUUCAAGUGCUUGUUUCGCCAAGAUGAUGCACAUGGAUACCUUUGCAGCACGCGUGACGCUGCCUACGGAACACCAGUUCACUUGGAAGCUUCUCCACUUGUCCCGAACUCUAGGCGAAGAUGUCCCGCAAGCUGUGCUGCAGACCAUCUACCUCUUGACAGUCACGGAGAAUUACUUCAUGAUCAUCUCAGUGUGCACAGCUGUUUGUGGCUCACUCUUGGCACUUUAUGAUGCAUAUCAUCGUGCGCUAAAGGCAGCAGGCUUUCACAGCAAGACGGUCAGAGUAGUCCGCGCUGUCAUACGAGGCAGCAAUUUGGAGCUGCGAAUUCGCUGGUGGAACCUGUGUCGGUAUCCAGACAAGGUGAGGCCCACCACGACGCGCGACGUGGGGCCGAGCCCCCCCAGCUUCGUGGACGAGCCGCGGAGCUCGCUGGGCUCGGAGGAGACAGCGCCGCAGGAGGAGGAGGUCAAGGAUUUGAAGUCCUUUGGAGGCUUUCCAGAGGUUUCCGGAUGGUCCCAGGUCUUGGUUUGGGCUCAAUCCAAACGCGAAAAGAGGACUGACGAUGGUUCACGGAUUACCGAUUGGCAGUUUUGUGGCGACGUGAUCUACGAAGAAUUGGAAGAGCCGCCCAAGCCGCUGUGCUUGCCCACCACCUUGUGCCAGCCCUUUGGAGGUGAGAAAGGCGUUUCUACUGCCAGUGAUGGGAAGGGUUUUUCCCGCCGUUGGGAGCGGAGGAGGCUCUGCGUGCAGGCCAACCGGCAGGAUCCGCAGGUGCGCGCGCGCACGAAGCGGCCCCGCGAGACGAACUUGUAUGCAGUGACCGAGCUGAUCAUCAAGCCGGAGACGUGCAAAGAGGGUGUCAGCUACUCCGAGCUGAUCAAUCCUCGUGGCUUGGGUGGUGCUGUUGCUUGGGGCGGUUUGAGAAGGGCAGGGCGGAGAAGGGCGGAGAGCUUGGUCUCUUCCUCAUACCGCAACGAAUGUGGCUUGCAGGUGGACUACUUCAUCAGUCAUCACUGGGCAGAAGAUUUUGGGGAGUUUGUCCAGAGCGUUCUGAGACAUGCCAUCAUCGCGGCGCCCGAACUGGGCGGCAAGUGGAAGGAUGUGGUGUACUGGUGUUGUGCCUUUGCCAACAAUCAACAUCAAAUUGAACUAGGAGAGACCUUGCAGAAGAGCCCCUUCUACCAAGCCUUAAACUCCAAGAACUGCAAAGGCACCGUCAUGAACUUGAAUCAGGCGGCGACGGCCCUGGAUCGGAUUUGGUGCAUCUACGAGGUCUACCUCACCCACAGCUUGGAGAAGCCCUUCACCUUGAACUUCCGCCUGGGGCCGCUGGUGGGAGUGGUCCAAGAGACCAAGGAGAAGGACUCCUGGGUCUUCCACAUCUUCAAGAUGCUGCAGCACAUUGAUGUUGGACAAGCCGAUGCCACCAAUCCCGACGAUUACAACAAGAUCAUGGGCGAGAUCGAGAACUUCCGCAGCCGCGAGGGCACCGGCCCCAAGGCACUGAACCGAAUCGUGAAGGCCAUGCUGGGCUCCCAGGCGAUCUUCACCCUGGCACGGCGGGGCGAUCUGCAGGCGGUGAAGCGAGCGCUGGAGCUGGAUGCGGAUCCCAACAUCCCCGACACCCUCGGCAUCCGGCCCUUGACCUACGCCGCGGGCAACGGCCACGAGGAGGUGUGCCACGCGCUCAUCGCGGGCAGCGCGGACGUGCGCGCGCAGGUGGGCGCUCUGGAGGUCUUGGGCAUGUUCUCCCCCCAGCGCGGCGAGCGACGCCGCUGCAUCGAACAUGUGCGUGUGUUGGACGAAGAGAGAACAGAAGGCUUUCACAGCGCGGCCAUCAGCAAGGCCCUGCUGCAGCACACCACCAGCCGCUGCCAGGACUUGACCUCGGCACUGGACGCCGACAACGCGGAGUUGCGCCUGGAGGUGGUCCGCGAGCUGCGGCUCCUAUUGCAUGCUUUGGUGGAUCAUAGCAUGAAGCUCUUGCAAGGCGGGAUGGCCCUGCUUGGCGCCCUGCUGGCCAGACGGGGGCAAGCUGGUGCGGGGGAGGACGAGCGACAGGCCAUCAGUAAGCACUCGCAGUCCUUGGCGCCGUAUCUGGCCGACCCUGAUGCACGGGUGCGCUUGGCCGUGGUCGAGGCAGGCGGUGACGAGCAUCGGCAACUUCGAUCUACACACCUUGAAGGUGCCAAAGAGCAUCAUCCAGGCACCGAGUUGAUGGGUCGAAUGCAGGUGGAGAGUGUGGGCAGGGUCUCUACGCGGCGCAUGGCACUCUGCGCGAAGUGUCGCCGCGCCGCGCCAGCGGCUGGCGACGCUUGGUGCUUGGGGUGCUCCGGGUGGGAGGCUCUCGGGUCAGAACUCUCGUUUUCCUGGAGCCACCCCGGACUCCGUGCGGUCGCCACGGACAUAGUGGUGAGCGCGGUCCGCCAAGUGCGCGCCUUACGCGUCACUCGGGUCUCUCCACCCGUGGCGCCGGCUGCACGAGGCCAGACCCGGCCUCUCACUCCGGAGCGCCCCCCUCCUACGGCUGGCGCUGGGUCCGAGCCGAAGGAUCCUCGGGCUCCGCUGGUGCGAUCUCCCCGGCCUGAGAUCCCACCGGCUACAGAGGAGAAGGCCGACAAGGACGAGGAGAGUUCCUACGAGUCUGACGAGGACGACUCUGGUGAGGCCUCGGAGGCCACUAUAAUACAGGACCCAACCAGGGCUGUGAGCACAGAGGGACUGUCCGCGGAGGCGGCGCCCGCUGCUCGUCGCUCUGCAGAGCCGGCUGAGGAGGUCAAGCAGGAGAAGGUUGAGAAUACCGCUGGUGAGGCUGGGUCCGUGCCCGUGCCCACCGGUGAGGAGGCGGCAACUUCUUCGAGGGGUCAUAGACACCCCAAAGGUGAGCACCCAGUUCGACAUCGAGGACGCGAUCGUCGAGGAGACGGCUUCAAGAAGAAGAAGAGAAAGAGAGACAAGACUCACAGGGCAGGCGACGAAGCUGGAGUUCCUGGUCACGGAGACGACGUUUUCGGGGUCUACGAUGUCCGGGAUUUUUCAAGGUGGAAUAUGUUCGCACCUCAGCCGGGCAAUGUGCUGGUAACUGCCGUGCCCUAUGAGGUGGUUGGUCAGGACAAUGUGGAAGGCUUUUUCUUGGUGCUGGGCUCAACCCUUGCAUCAGAUGCCAGUAUGUUGGUACAGGUACGUGCGAUUGGGGCCAGUCGAGACGAUGUUGUCCCAACGCUCAGCAGUCUUUUCAAUCGGCGCGCUGGUGCUCUUCACAUUUGUUUGAACGAGGGACCGUGCGCGAUAGAAGAGGGAGUUUUCCAUGUGCGUCGACUGGAGCUAUGGAAUGGAUCCGAGUUCCCCUCAGGUCGACUCACGGUUGCAGGUCGAAAGCUGCUCAAGCAGGUAUUAGCUCCAGGAGGCACUGGAGACGAGAUCGAGGACGCGCUCCUAGCCGAGGACUUAGGCGAGGUUGUCGAGCUAGAGGGCUCAGGAAAGGAGAGGGGCGUGAAGGAUCCCCUGACAAAAGGCAAAGGAGGAAAACCACCUGGCGCUCGGGCUUCAAAGCGGAAGGCCCCAGGAGAGGGCCAAAAGGCAGUUUCGGGCCGUACCGCGCCUGGCAUCCUCAGGGACAGGCUGGAAAAGGUCCGUCAAAAGCAGCAGAACCAGGGCCUUGGUCGACGAGUCAGGAUCGCUGGAGAAGACCAGGUGUUCGAGGAGGAUGGAGAUGCUUCACCUGCUCCGGCCGGGUUGACUACGAGUUCGGAGAUUGGCACCACUCGGGAGGCCGCUGGCGCUCGCCGAGCCGGCACCGAGAUCGCGGUCAGGGAGCCAAGAGAAGGUAUUAUGAAGAAUUUGAGGUUGAGGAGGCAGCAGAAUGGAGGAGUGGUCGCCACCUUGACAUCUCAAGCCGCCAAAGCACUUCAAGACAAGAAGAGGAGGCCACGAAAGAAGAAGGACAAGGCAUUGGAUGCCUUGAAAGUGCUACUAGGCGGCAAGAAGAGAAAGAAAAAGAAAAAGAAAGAAAAGAAGAGGAAGAGGGGCGACGAUCCCGAUGGCGGCGACUCCGGGGACUCUUCAGGGAGCUCAGGAGAAGACGAGAAGUCAGGAAGCUGCAGCGAGAGCGGGGACAGCUCAGAGGAGGAAAAGUCCCUUUUGCCCCCUCUCAAAAAGAAAAGCGAGAGAGCGGAGGGGUCAGUGCUGGAGCUUCUCAUCACGCAGAUAGAACAACGCCUCAACGAGUUAGGUGUGAGCUCCCAGACUCGAGACGGUCGCGAGUUGUUCUUGAUAGCCAAUUGCAUCGACCUGUUGCGCGUUGGCCGACUGGGCCGGCUGGGGGAUGCCCUCGCGGCUCGCUGGCUGGCCCUCGAGCAAGCGGGGCUGGACCAGAACUGGUCCGCUGCCCGGCAUCUCGAAAUAUUCUCACCAGACCAUGCCACAGCGGCGGGACCGGCGGUGACGUUAGCGGCCAGGAAGUUUUCGAAGCUGAUGGAGAAGGUCACCGACCAGGACAGCAGGAUUUUGAUGGAUGACAGUCACGUGCUUUGGGGGGUUUCAGAAAUCAAAGAAGAUUUUCAGAAGAGAACCGUGUCCUACAGCGGAGAAGAGAUUUGCAAGGCUGAAGCGUUGAGCCUAGCCAGAAUUAAGCCUGGACUUCCUCCUGAAGGUCACGGAGGGUCAAUUGAAGCUGUCAAGUGGGUUGGAGGCAGGACACGUGAGCUUUUGCUGAAUCCCCUCGGUUGCUUGUGCCCGGAUGUUGGGCAAGAUCUCCCAAGGUUGCAAGGAAAGGUUCAUAUAGUGCGAGAAGAGGCUCUUACUGUGGCGAUGGAGCUGGUGCGACGAGGCAUUUGUCGUUGGACCCACUCUUCUGAGGUCGUCACCUAUAGAGGCCAGAAGGUUCUGAACGGACUGUUUGGAGUACCUAAGAGCAAGUUGCUGGAGAGUGGCGAGAGCGUGCUCAGGGUUAUCAUGAAUUUGGUCCCUAUCAACUCUGUCCUACGUGUCAUCCCUGGUAGAGUCGCCAAGUUACCUAACAUUACCCAGUGGCUGAACGUUGUGUUGGAGGAGGGCGAAACAGUCCGACUAGCUCAGUCAGACAUGACUUGUGCUUUUUACCUUUUCGGCAUGCCAAUUGAGUGGAGCAGACUUCUGUGCUUCAACCUUUGUUUCGACUCCUCCACGUUAGGCGUUGAGGCAAGGUCUAACUCGGAAGACAAGUGGUACUUGUCAUGUGCCGUGCUCCCGAUGGGUUGGAGCUCAGCUGUGGGCGUGAUGCAAGAGAUCGCAGAAAGUGUCUUGCUUCAAGGUGGAUUGGAUGACCAAGGACAAAUACACAAGACCUGCCCCCUGCCCAGCUGGAUGAUCAACAGUACCUCUGAAGGUAUGCGUCAAGGCCGUCCUUGGUGGCAUGUCUACCUUGACAACUUUGCUGGGGGUGCAAAGGUAGUUGAAGAACACCCGAAAGAGCUCAUUGAGUUGCAACGCUCGGCAGAGGCGCUUUGGGGCGAGGCAGGUAUUGUAGUGUCAGCUGACAAGUCAGUAGUGGCCGCAGAGAGUGGAGUAGAGCUAGGUGCCUUUAUAGGUGGCUCCGGUCAGUGGAUUGGCGCUAGCUGUGAAAGGAUGAUUAAGAUCAUCAAGAGCACCUUGUGGCUUAUCCACCAGCCCAGCAUCUCCAAGAAGAAGCUGCAGAUCGUGAUGGGACGGUGGUGCUUCGCUUUGCAAUUCCGCCGGCCGGGUAUGUGCCAGUUUGAUGCUGUCUGGGCCUACAUCAGCUCUAAGCGCCCCCGUGCUAGGCAGAUUGAGGAUGUCAGGUGCUAUGACGUGGCAGGCGUGAAGGUGAAAGCCUAUUUGGCAUGCGACAUACACAAACCUGCAAACCGAACCAUGGCUCGGAGAUGGCCGGACACGAUAUUCUGGGAUGACGUUAAGACUUUGACCCUGGACAGGCUCCGAGAAUUGUUAGAACAUGUGGAGGACUUUGAAGAAGUUCAUGUGUGGGCAGGAUUUCCCUGUGUGGACCUCAGCAGCGUUAGGGCGAACAGAUUGAAUUUGGAAGGAAAGUCCAGCGGGUUGAUUCGUGAGGCCGUGCGGAUUUUUGAUGACACCAAGUCUCUUUUUCCCCAAGCUGCUUUCCACUUCUUUGUGGAAAACGUGUCUAGCAUGGACUACAGUGCCAGGGAUGAAAUUAGUCGCAUGUUAGGUGUCCUGCCCUACAAGGUGGAUCCCAAGGAGCAAGUUCCGAACUCAAGACCUCGAUAUUGUUGGACUACAAUGAGUGUGGAAAAUCUGGAGGGCCUCCACAUCACUGAAAAGCCUGGGUACAAGGAAGUUUGGGUUGCAGGAGAAUGGCCAGCCCCCGCACAGUGGCUCACCCCGGGGUGGGAGCAAGCAGCCCCUGAGGUUAUCUAUCCCACAUUUAUGAAAGCAAUCAGGACUGGCGAGAUCUUUGACGUCAAAUUCAAACACCUCUUGCUAGGAAAAGAGAACAUGGUCGUGUUGGCCACCGGCGUGGACUGGGCCGUCGAGCCGCGGGCGCUGCGCGCGGAGGAUGCGGAGGGGCGGAACGUGGCACACCUGGCGGUGGAGAAGGGGCACAUGGAGUGCCUGGCAAUGAUGGCUCGGAGCCCCAGUCCCAAUUGGUCGGCCCCAACCAAUGGUCCAGACGAGAGGUCUGAGCAUUGA
Durusdinium trenchii is the source of this 7914-nucleotide messenger RNA. Lineage: Eukaryota; Dinophyceae; Suessiales; Symbiodiniaceae. The record is from the annotation of a GenBank genome assembly.